Messenger RNA from Gavialis gangeticus (Gharial), 2710 nucleotides. Its product is annotated as atrial natriuretic peptide receptor 3-like. Gene Ontology annotation, biological process: regulation of blood pressure; vasodilation. The coding region runs from base 81 to 1061 and encodes 326 amino acids. The transcript has 8 exons. The record is from RefSeq and is a predicted model, not a curated record. Gene Ontology annotation, cellular component: membrane. Gene Ontology annotation, molecular function: natriuretic peptide receptor activity; peptide hormone binding. NCBI's taxonomy places the organism in Eukaryota, Metazoa, Chordata, Crocodylia, Gavialidae.
CGCUGUUCCGCCGGCAGCGCUGGGCCCGCGCCGCGCUGCUCUACGCCGACGACGCGCAGGAGCGCGACUGCUACUUCGCCAUGGACGGCGUGCACGCCGCCUUCCAGGACGACGCCGCCGUCCAGCUGGCCGCGCACAGCUUCGACGAGCGCGGCCGCGCCCUCGACCCCGACGACCUGGUGCGCUCCCUGCAGGCGGCCGACAGAGUUGUAAUAAUGUGUGCCAGUGGUGAUACAAUAAGGAACAUCAUGUUAGCAGCUCAUCGUCAAGGAAUGACCAACGGAGACUACGUUUUCUUCAAUAUUGAACUCUUCAACAGUUCAUCCUAUGGAAAUGGCUCAUGGAAGAGAGGAGACAAACACGACCUUGAAGCAAAGCAAGCAUACUCAUCCCUCCAAACAGUCACUCUACUGAGGACAGUGAAACCUGAGUUUGAGAAGUUUUCCACAGAGGUGAAAAGUUCUGUUCAGAAACAAGGGCUGCAUGAGGAUGAUUACGUUAAUAUGUUUGUGGAAGGAUUCCAUGAUGCCAUUCUUCUCUAUGCUCUGGCAUUACGCGAAGUCCUGAGGUAUGGCUAUAGUAAGAAGGAUGGAGCAAAAAUUAUUCAGCAGACACGGAACAGGACAUAUGAAGGCAUUGCAGGGCAGGUGUCCAUUGAUGCCAACGGGGACCGAUAUGGGGAUUUCUCAGUAAUUGCAAUGACCGACCCAGAAACAGGCACACAGGAGGUGAUUGGCGACUACUAUGGAAAACAGGGGCGCUUUGAAUUUCGAUCAAACAUGAAGUAUCCUUGGAAUCAUGGCAAGCUAAGAGUAGAUGAGAGCCGCACUGCAGAGCACACAAACACCACACCUUGUAAAUCAUGUGGCCUAGGAGAGUCAGCAGUCACAGGAAUCAUAGUGGGUGCCUUACUUGGGGCAGGAUUGCUAAUGGCUUUUUACUUUUUCAGAAAGAAAUACAGAAUAACUAUUGAGAGGCGAAGUCAACAGGAAGACUGUAAUAUGGGCAAGCAUCGGCAGCUACGUGAAGACUCCAUUCGAUCACAUUUCUCUGCCGCGUAAAGAAGUCGGGUAGAAAACAAAAUCCAUUCUCCCUGAAGAAAACUUUAGGAAAAUGGACACAACCAAAGACAUCAGUGUAAAAGAAAGAGUUCUUCAAGAGCCUCUUCCUUUAAGUAGUAGAGUCAUUUUGUCUUAAUUUCUUUCAGAAACUCAGGAAUGAUUUACUAAUUGCAUGAUGCCACUUGGCCUUUCAUCUCAUGAAAACAAAAAAGACACAGUUUUCCAUUGUAGGAAGCCUGUAGUGUUCAGAGAGGGUAUACCCUAAGACAUUUAUUGUGGGCAGCAGUUCUGUGCUUAGAGCUGGAGAUGCCUCAUCCAGAUUGUCCUUUUUAACUUCUACUCCCUUAGUUGCAUCUCCCACAAGGAUAUUAAAUGUGGUGUUAUGGACACAGCUGCUGCAUCAUCAUCAGAAUAAAAACAUCUUAUUAUCACUGAAAUCAUUGGCUAUUUGCCACUCAGUGGCUGCAGGAUCAGAAUCAUAUAGUUUAAUCUUGGGAGAAAUUUGCCAUGUAAAAUGUAAUUAAUUUGUGCAGUAUAGAGAGUGGAAACACUAAUGGAAGUCAUUCUUUCUUGCUGUUGAUAGUAACAAAAUCAAGACUGGGCAUAGGAAGACUGAUUCUCCUCUCAUUUACACCAGUGCAAAUCACUAGCAACUCCACUGAAUUCAGUGGGAGUUUCCCCUGGUAUAAGGCAAGGAGAAUUGGGAGGUGAGAAUGGAUUUGCUAUUCCUUUAACCUUCAUAUUAUUUUAUUGUCCUCAUCUCUCUUUACCAUCAUCUCCUCUCUGAAAGGGUAGUAUAGUACAUGAUCUUGCUCCCACGGAAGGCAAUGACAAAAGUUCCACUGACUUUAGUGAGAGCCAGGUAUAAUCCACAAGAUGUGUAAAUAUUAAUACUGUGGGGUGUUUGUAUAGUAAAGGAAAUUCAACAGAUUUUCUUUGUAUAAAAAUGACAUUCCAUGCUAGCAUUUUAUUUUUUAGGUGUUUUUUAUCUUGUAUUUUUCUAUUAAAAUGUCUAUUUUUGCUCUGGUAAGAUUAAAAGUCAAGGUGAGAGAAGGUCUGAAGAAAUAUUUUUUACAAGCUCAAAUAAUGUGCACAGCAAGUCAAAGAUGUAAAUAAGUCAGAUUUUUGGGGCUGUGAAUAUUAAGCAAAUUUUCUUCCUCCUUCUACCCCAGGCAUGUAAAGAAUGCAAGUAAUUAAUUAGCUAAAGUAAUUUCAAUUCAGUAAUUAAUGUGAUAGUUAUUCAAGACGAUUCACCUUUAGACCCUGAUCCUGCAGGCAAUUAACUUCAUACCUGUGAGGAGUCCCAUUUAGUGAGGCUUGCUGCUCAUAUUUAUGCAUAAGGGUCUGCAGCACUGAGGCUUUAAGAUGCUGUUUUGAGACUGAUUUAAAUCUUACUGCCAUUGAUAUGCCUGGUAAUUUGGACAUUAACUUCAGUGGGAGCAGGCUUGGAUCGAAGAGGUAUGAAUGACUGAAAGUAGGGCUUUUUUUAUACCAUAUACAAAAAAUCUCUUAAAACGUUCUAGUCAGGAAAUGCAAAUGCAUAGUAGAUAUUACAAAUAGUGCAUGAUUUGAAGAGUGACAGCUGUAAAAUGCUGCCCGAGGAACAGAGGGAAAAAAUGCUGAAAGUAUGAUUAUGUUGCCUGAAAUCC